Mytilinidion resinicola is the source of this 1257-nucleotide messenger RNA. RefSeq lists its product as uncharacterized. The transcript has 4 exons. The coding region runs from base 1 to 1257 and encodes 418 amino acids. The record is from RefSeq and is a predicted model, not a curated record. NCBI's taxonomy places the organism in Eukaryota, Fungi, Ascomycota, Dothideomycetes, Mytilinidiales, Mytilinidiaceae.
AUGGAUCUAUCGAAACUUGCACCUGCGCACUACAUUCCCGGUAGACAGGCUGCAAUUGAUCAUGUCGCCAGAAUUGAUAAAGCACCCUUCCUGAUCUCUGUUAGCAUUCUGUUUGGAUCUGCGUUACUCUCCGUAUUAGCACGCUUCGCAAUACGCAUCUUCGGGCGCCGACAGAUACGCUGGGAUGACGGACUCGUUUUUCUCGCAACCAUAGCAUUAAUCGUAGCUUUCGGCGUGUGUCUCAAGCUUCUAGAAACGCUGUAUCUCGUAGAAGCCAUAAACAAGAAAGCCGCAUUCCCGUUUCGAGAAGACAUGCCCAAGAUGUUAGACCUAGUUAAAUGGUUAGCUGUUUUCGCGAUCAUGAACUGGACAUCGGUCUACAUGGUGAAGUUCGCAUUCAUGUACUUCUUUUACACCCUCUUCUGGGGGCUCUCAUUGAAGACCGUGAGAAUUUACUGCACAUCGGUCGGCCUCCUCAUUGUAUGUUGGAUGUAUACAGUUGUGAAUCCCAUCAUCUGUCCGCACUUUGGUGCUAACGCCGCUAAAUGCGGCGCGAAUCCGCACCAACAUGUGAGAAGCCUUGCAGGCAAUUGCAUUGUGGUUGUUCUCGAUAUUAUUUGCGACGGCCUCAUCGAGGCCAUCCCUAUCGUCGUACUCGACAAGUCCAUGAUGCCACUCUCUCAAAAGGUGUCCAUCGCCGCCCUUUUAUGUCUCUCAACCGUCAUGAUAAUUUGCGCCCUUAUCCGACUCAUCGGCUCCAUAACCGAUACGCGAAAGGACGGCAGUGGAACAGCGCCAGUCUGGGCGACAUACUGGGCCAUCACCGGAAGCUGUAUCUCACUGGUCAUGACUUCUGUCGUCGUAAUUCGCGGCGUGUUCGUCACGAAUCUCAUCCACGAUGACAGGCAGAAGCAGGAAAGCGUCAUGCGGCGGCUUGGUCGACGCCUUCUGUCUACCUUGAGACUUUCUAGAUCAUCACGAAGUAGUAGACGUAGCCCGCAGAGGAGUGGAGAUCAAUCUCCCGAUGACCAAGGAGGUAGGAUAAGUGCGCCACCGCGGAUUGCCACCCAGGGGUUGACGCGAGGCACGCUCAAUGGCGUGAGGACGUUCAUCGGCGGCAGCAAGAAUGGGAGUAGAGAUCGAGAUGAGACGCUGAAGUCUGUAGACACUGCUUACGCCUUGGAGAACGUUGAUUACCAUAAGAUCCGAAGGAACGAGGCAACGAGGCCUACGGCGACGCCAGACUCAACGCCUUAA